Molecule: messenger RNA, 1200 nt
Organism: Rhipicephalus sanguineus (brown dog tick)
Lineage: Eukaryota; Metazoa; Arthropoda; Arachnida; Ixodida; Ixodidae
Product: adenosine deaminase-like
Exons: 8
Coding region: 80-1156 (358 amino acids)
Biological process (GO): adenosine catabolic process; purine ribonucleoside monophosphate biosynthetic process; hypoxanthine salvage
Cellular component (GO): cytosol; external side of plasma membrane
Molecular function (GO): adenosine deaminase activity
Source: RefSeq, a predicted model, not a curated record
UAAGCCAACACCUUGCCCCCGAGAGCCGUGCUUUCAGCAGUGCCCUUUUAUCCUACCGCCACCUCGACGAGCCCUCAACAUGGCCGUACCAUUCCCGAGGUUUAAGGUUAUGCUGCACACUCACUUGGACGGCCACAUACGCCACACGACAAUCAUGGAGUACGCAAGGAAGAAAAAGAUUGAUCUUGGCUACGCCAACCUUCAAGACUGCCUGAGGAAAACAAGGCCGUCCAAACCCAGCACACUGCAGAACUACCUGAAGGAGAUGCCAAACUACCUGAGAGUCAUCGUUGGUGACCGGGAUGCCCUGACGCGCAUAGCGUACGAGGCUGCCGUAGACCAGGCCAACUGCGGCGUCAUCUACAGCGAGAUGCGCCUGUUCGCCCAAAUGAUGAGCAGCAGCAUGUCGAGCCUGCCCAAGGGUUCGGGACCCAUGACGCUCAACACGACUCGGGAAGUGGUCGACGCCACGCUGGCGGGAUUCAUGAAGGCCGAGCAGGAGUGCGGCAUCAAGACGCGCCUCGUGCUCGCCUGCUUCAGGGACAAACCAGAGUGGGCUGACGAGGUCGUGACUUUAUGCCAGGAGUACAAGGGCAAAGGCGUUGUCGGCAUGGACGUGUGUGGAGUGUUCGCGCCGAAGCAGACCGCGAAGGAAGGCGAGGAGAUCCUUCACCCGCAGGUCAUCGCCGCGUUCAAGAAAGCGGCCACCCUGGGUGUGCACCGCACGGCUCACGCCGGUGAAGCCGGACCUCCGAGCAACAUCGCGCGCGCUGUCACGGAGUUGGGCACCGAGCGCAUCGGGCACGGCUACGCCGCCAUGCGCGAAGGCGGCGACGCCUUCAAGCUGGCUAUAUCCAAGAAGAUCCACUUUGAAGUGUGCCCAAACAGCAGCUACCUGACCGGAGCCGUGAAACCAUCCGAGGAGCACCCUAUGAUGGCUUGCAAGAAGCAAAACGCCAGUUUCUCGAUGAGCACCGAUGACCCGACCAUCACGCACACGAACAUUGACGACGAGUUCUGGCUGGCACUGAGACUCGGGCUCACGCCCCAGGACAUCAUUAAGACGAAUCACGACGCCAUCGACAACUGCUUCCUGCCCCCGGAAGAAAAGAAGGCGCUGCGCAAGUGGUUCGAUCAGCUUAACGGUCUCGCGUAAGAUGUCGCUACCACGCGCAGCCAAGCACACGAUCUUGAAGAAUU